This is a messenger RNA of Symbiodinium pilosum, 2316 nucleotides long. Lineage: Eukaryota; Dinophyceae; Suessiales; Symbiodiniaceae. The record is from the annotation of a GenBank genome assembly.
AUGUUUAUUUUCAACAUCCAAACUGAGGUUCCCUUCGGGAAUCGUAACCGGCUAGUUUGGGUGAACGGGCUCUUGCCGGCCUUUGCCUCGGAAAUCGCACGAGUCCUGCGACCCAAAGGCCGCGCGGCCUUGCUGAUGACACGCGCCCACGCAAGGCAGAUGAUGCAAUUGCUCGGGACCGAGGAGAGCUAUUCCUUUUCUGCAGAGAUGGAGGAGUGGACAGGCGGGGCAUCUAAGAAGGAUGAGGAUGAGGAAGAAGAAGUGGAGGAGGAGAAGGAGGAUGCCGGUGUCCCUGUUGAUGUUCAUGCAGAGCAUGCGCCAGAUUCGACUACCUUGAAGCUGGGGAAGCAGCUUUUCCACCAGCACGCCUGCUACAAAGUGAGUGUGGGUGGCUGGCCAGCGGCUGUGCUUGUGCUGGAGCGCCUGAAAACGGAUCUCACGAGCCCCAGGGCAGCACCAGAAACACCUGCCGCAAGGAAAGGCAAAGGGAUGAAAGGAGCAGGGAAGGGGCAAGGCGCAGAGCCUCGAGAGUGCCUUCUGAUCGACCAUCCGGCUCAAUCUCCUCGGCGGCUGGUGGACUUCUUGAUGCAGCGCUGGCCUUCACACUUCCCAACUGAGUCCGUGAGCAGGCGCGCGAUGGGGCGCGGCCGCGUGUGGGUGCAGGAUUCGAAGGAGUUGCGGCUCCGGCAAGCCUGGUGGAGCGAGCCUAUGACAAUGCAAACCAUUGUCUUCUUGCCGGACUACCCGCGUCGCUCGCCAUACCAGGGACCACUGGCAGUGCUGUACCAAGAUGAUCAUGUUGGGGUGGUCCUCAAGGAACCCGGCCUACGCAUCUUCGGCGGUGCGCGCACUCUGGCAAAUCUGCUGACAGCGCGCUCUCCACCGCCUUUGGAGGCUUCUGGUUUGGGCGAUGCGCUUCCUUCGCCAGUGCCUGUGCAUUUCUUGGAGGCUGAGCUUGGCGGCUGCUUUCUUGUGGCCAAGACAGCCCAGGCCGCGCUGGGUCUGGGCUGCGCUGCUCCACGGCGCCGGCUCCGGGCGCUGCUCUGUGGUGAGAAGCCGCUUCAGAAGCUCAAGGAAGGCUGUGACGGCCGGGACUGGUGCAUCCACCACUCUGCGCCAAGCGUGCGUUUUGGCAAAGUCACGGAUGCAAGCUGCUUCGUCCAAGGGCCUGUGGCGAUGUUCCGUGAAGAGUGCGCCAGGAAUGGACUGACAGUGCUGGGCGAUACGCAGUAUGCCGGGGAGAAUGCGCCACGAAUACGGCGGAGCCAAGUCUACCUGUUCGUCGACAGCUUGCCAAUUGCCAUGGGAACCAACAAGUCUCCAGAAUGGGAGAGCGUGCCCUUCAAGGGGGACCGGGACUUCUUCUACGCAGACAACUUGGAGCCCCAUGCCACACGACGAUCCGAGAUCCUGAAGAAGCACCCUGAGAUCAAGGCUUUGAUGGGCCCGGAGUGGAAGACCAAAUACAUCGUCGUCGCUACCGUGGCGCUGCAAGUCUUCAUGGCGUACAUCACGCGCAGCUGGUCCACCUGCUCGUUCCUGAUUGCGGUCUACGUGAUCGGUGCCACGGUCAAUCACUCGCUUUUCCUGGCCAUACACGAGUUGGCGCAUGGGCUCGGCGCAAAGUCGAUGAUGGCUAACAAGCUCAUCGGCAUGGUCGCGAACCUGCCCAUCGUCUUUCCGUACUGCAUCACCUUCAAGCCGUACCACAUGGCCCACCACCGCAACCAGGGAGUGCAUGGCAUCGAUACUGACGUUCCAACAGCUUUGGAAGGUUAUCUCAUCACCAAGUCGUCGAUGAACUAUGUGGAUCACACCCUGCGCAAGGCGGUGUUCAUGUUCCUGCAGAUCUUUGCGUAUGCCCUCCGUCCAAUUUUCAUCAAGCCUGACCUGGUGCCCAUUGAUGGCUGGGUGAUCGGAAACUUCGUCGUGUGUGCGACUUUUGACUACCUCAUCCUUGUCACAAUGGGCUGGCAUGGAGUGCUGUAUCUCCUACUGUCGACCUUCUUUGCCGGGUCUAUCCACCCCACUGCCGGCCAUUUUAUCGCGGAACACUACGUCAUGGAGGGUGAGGUUGAGACGUACUCUUACUACGGCCCAUUGAACUACUUGGCCUACAACGUGGGAUACCACAACGAGCACCACGACUUCCCCAACAUCGCAUGGUCAAGCUUGCCCACGGUUCGAAAGCUGGCGCCGGAGUAUUAUGACAGCCUUCCACAAUGUCCCAGCUGGCCAGGGGCGAUCCUCCGCUACAUCUUCGACGACUCCAUCAGCCCUUUCAGCAGAGUCAAAAGGACGAAGAAGGCGGAGUAA